AUGGACUCAGAAAUCCCAGAACCCUUCCAGAAGGAGCUCACAUGCCUUGUCUUCCUGAAUUUCCUUCUAGACCCAGUCACCACAGGCUGUGGGCACAGCUUCUGUAGGUCCUGUCUUUGUCUUUUCUGGGAACAAGCCGAAGCCUCUGCCAGUUGUCCGGUGUGCAGACAACGAUCAGAACAGACAAACCUCAAAACCAAUUUUCUUCUGAAGAAUCUGGUGUCCGCUGUCAGAAAAGCCAAUCUCAGGCAAUUCCUGAAGUGUGAGGAACAGCUGUGUGGGACCCACAAGCAGACAAAGACGAUCUUCUGUGAAGCUGACAAGAGCUUGCUCUGUUUGGUCUGCUCCCAAGGCAUCUGUAAGGAUUCCUGGAUAAGGAAGGACGAUGGCAUACUGGAUGAGUCCAACAGGGACAAGUUUCUCCUUCUGUGUGUGAAACGGGAUGACCAUUACCAACUCUGGACCACCGCCCCCACCACGCCUCUGUACAUAGAGAGACCUCUGGGCCGGGUUGGGGUGUUCCUUGAUUGUGACAGUGGGAGUAUUAGUUUUGUGGAUGUUGCCAAGCACUCCCUCCUUUGGAGGUAUGAUGAUGGCGUGUGCACUUUCCCUUUCAGGCCCUUCAUCUGCACUGGCCACAGGUGA
This is a messenger RNA of Rangifer tarandus platyrhynchus (Svalbard reindeer), 645 nucleotides long. The record is from the annotation of a GenBank genome assembly. NCBI's taxonomy places the organism in Eukaryota, Metazoa, Chordata, Mammalia, Artiodactyla, Cervidae.